This is a messenger RNA of Amaranthus tricolor (Joseph's coat), 1225 nucleotides long. Its product is annotated as cytochrome b-c1 complex subunit Rieske-4, mitochondrial-like. Gene Ontology annotation, biological process: mitochondrial electron transport, ubiquinol to cytochrome c. Gene Ontology annotation, molecular function: 2 iron, 2 sulfur cluster binding; quinol-cytochrome-c reductase activity. The transcript is spliced from 2 exons. Gene Ontology annotation, cellular component: membrane. The coding region runs from base 126 to 944 and encodes 272 amino acids. The record is from RefSeq and is a predicted model, not a curated record. NCBI's taxonomy places the organism in Eukaryota, Viridiplantae, Streptophyta, Magnoliopsida, Caryophyllales, Amaranthaceae.
CUAAACUUUCGCAAGUCUAGUGAUUCAAUUUCUAUUUACCAACUUACUAUCCCUCUUUUUUUUGCCCUUCUUUUCCCCAAACACUGCCUAAGGAAGAAAUCGAAAUCCAUCGCAGAGCUUCAAAGAUGUUGAGAGUGGCGACAAGGCGGCUCUCUUCUCUCUCCUCAUCUUCAUGGCGUCCUGCUGCCUCGUCUUCCUGCGUCUUCUCUAAGUCCCCUUCUUCCAGGGAUGACGACAACAGAUCUAGUUCCUUCUCUGACUCCUUCAGAUUCGCCUCUUAUUUCUAUUCCCCCAGUCGAGGAUUUGCUACUGAGCAUAUUAUUCCGAGAGCUGAACACGCCAUGGUUCCUGAUAUUCCUGCUACUGUGGCAGCUAUCAAGAACCCCUCAUCAAAGAUAACCUAUGAUGAAUACAAUCAUGAACGAUAUCCACCUGGUGACCCCAGCAAGAGAGCAUUUGCUUAUUUCGUUCUCACUGGUGGAAGAUUUGUCUAUGCUUCCCUCAUUCGUCUGCUUGUCCUUAAGUUUGUGCUAAGCAUGUCCGCCAGUAAAGAUGUUCUUGCACUUGCAUCGAUUGAGGUUGAUCUUUCUAGCAUUGAGCCAGGCUCUACUGUGACUGUAAAGUGGCGUGGAAAGCCCGUCUUCAUCAGACGCCGAACUGAAGAUGACGUGAAGCUGGCGAACAGUGUUGAUCUCUUGUCGCUCCGUGACCCACAAAAAGAUGAAGAAAGAGUUAAGAAUCCUGAAUGGCUUAUUGUGAUUGGCGUAUGCACUCACCUGGGAUGCAUUCCUUUGCCUAAUGCCGGGGACUAUGGUGGAUGGUUUUGCCCUUGCCAUGGUUCUCACUAUGACAUAUCUGGUCGAAUUCGGAAGGGUCCUGCACCUUAUAAUCUUGAGGUACCCACUUACACUUUCUUGGAAGAGAACAAGUUACUGAUUGGUUAAGAAACAGGUUGAUUGGGCUUAUUUCCCAGUGAUAUAAGACUUCCUUUUUGUACUCGUUAGUCUGAAUUUGGAUUUCAGAAAUUUUCUGUUGACACUUGAAGAUAAUUUUAUUUUGGUUUAAGCAAUACCUAGAAUUGCUCGUGUAAUUUUAAGUUUGCAACUUUUUACUGGUGGAGUUGUCAUUUGUAUGAAAUAAAUUGAUGGGCAUCUUGCUUAGUAUGGAUUUUUGCCGCCAUUGGCGAGAGUUUCCAGUUUCCACUGGCCUACAUAUAUACAUGAGA